GUGCUCCUACCCGCCUUCGUGGCGGAUGCGGAUUCUCUUCCUCUGCGCUCCUCUCCCAGCCCAGCCUCCUGCUUUACGGAAGAUGCUGCUGAUGCAGCUUCCAGUCCCGGGCGGAUAAUCGGGUCUAGGCCCCACCAUGAGGCCCCAGCCCCUCGGGAGCCCCUGCGCUCCCCUGGCCCCGGGCACACCGUGCUAGCCCCAGGAGGGCAAGGGCAGGCGCGGGGGCCAUGGCCAGCCACGUGGACCUGCUCACCGAGCUGCAGCUGCUGGAGAAGGUACCUACACUGGAGCGCCUGCGUGCAGCCCAGAAGCGCCGGGCUCAGCAGCUGAAGAAGUGGGCACAGUACGAACAGGACCUGCUUCACCGUAAGCGCAAGCAUGAGCGGAAGCGCAGCACAGGUGGCCGUCGCAAGAAGGUGUCCUUUGAGGCCAGUGUGGCGCUGCUCGAGGCCUCACUGAGGAACGAUGCCGAAGAAGUACGCUACUUCCUGAAGAACAAGGUCAGCCCUGAUUUGUGUAACGAGGAUGGCCUCACAGCUUUGCACCAGUGCUGCAUUGACAACUUUGAAGAAAUCGUCAAGCUGCUGCUUUCCCAUGGUGCGAACGUGAACGCCAAGGACAACGAGCUGUGGACUCCCCUGCACGCCGCAGCCACCUGCGGCCACAUCAACCUGGUGAAGAUCCUCGUUCAGUAUGGGGCUGACUUGCUUGCUGUCAACUCUGAUGGGAACAUGCCAUAUGACCUCUGCGAGGAUGAACCCACCCUGGAUGUCAUCGAGACCUGCAUGGCAUACCAAGGAAUCACCCAGGAGAAAAUCAAUGAGAUGCGGGCAGCUCCUGAGCAGAAGAUGAUAGCGGACAUUCACUGCAUGAUUGCUGCCGGCCAGGACCUUGACUGGAUAGAUGCCCAGGGGGCCACGCUGCUACAUAUAGCUGGGGCCAAUGGAUACCUACGGGCAGCUGAACUUCUCCUGGACCACGGAGUGCGUGUGGAUGUGAAGGACUGGGAUGGCUGGGAGCCUCUGCAUGCAGCAGCCUUCUGGGGACAGAUGCCAAUGGCAGAGCUGUUAGUGUCCCAUGGAGCUAGUCUCAGUGCCAGGACGUCCAUGGAUGAGAUGCCAAUAGACCUGUGUGAGGAGGAGGAGUUCAAGGUCCUGCUGUUGGAGCUUAAACACAAGCAUGACGUCAUCAUGAAGUCCCAGCUGAGGCACAAGUCAUCCCUGAGCCGCAGGACGUCCAGUGCAGGCAGCCGUGGGAAGGUGGUGCGUCGAGCCAGCCUGUCAGACAGAACGAACCUGUACCGGAAAGAGUAUGAGGGAGAAGCCAUCCUUUGGCAGCAGCGGAGUGCAGCAGAGGACCAGCGUACCUCCACCUACAACGGAGACAUCAGGGAGACCAGGACAGACCAGGAGAACAAGGACCCGAACCCCAGGCUGGAGAAGCCAGUGUUACUCUCAGAAUUCUCUACCAAGAUUUCCCGGGGAGAACUGGAUGGGCCUGUGGAGAACGGCCUCCGGGCUCCUGUCAGCACCUACCAGUACGCACUGGCCAAUGGGGACAUAUGGAAGAUGCACGAGAUGCCUGAUUACAGCAUGGCCUAUGGCAACCCCGGUGUGGCUGAUGUCCCCACGCCCUGGAGCGGCUUCAAGGAGCAGAGCCCCCAAACGCUCCUGGAGCUGAAGAGGCAGCGGGCUGCAGCCAAGCUGCUCAGCCAUCCUUUCUUAAGUACCCACCUGGGCAGCAGUGUGGCCAGGUCAGGGGAGAGUAGCAGUGAAGGCAAGGCCCCCUUGAUCGGAGGCAGAACUUCCCCCUACAGCAGCAACGGGACCUCGGUGUAUUACACGGUGACCAGCGGAGAUCCCCCGCUCUUGAAAUUCAAGGCCCCCAUGGAGGAGAUGGAGGAGAAAGUCCAUGGCUGUUGCCGGAUCUCCUAGUGUCUGGGAGCUAGAGGAGAGAGCUGCCUCGGAGAUGUGCCCUUGGAAUCCAUGCCAGCCCUGGCUGGGGAGGUGUCAGAGGGAAGCCAGGGAGAGGUGGGAGCUGCUUUCCAGAGGAAUGCUGACCUCACCUCAUGCCCAGCUGCCCAUAGCAUCCCUAUUCCCCUCCAUGCUGCUUUCCCGACUCAAUGCCUGCAUCUGAAGCAUAGCGGCCCCAGCUCACUCUGAUUCAGGGAGGCUUGGGAUCUCAGUUCUGUACUUUAUAAAGGCUUCUUGAGACCAGAACUAACACCC
Microtus ochrogaster (prairie vole) is the source of this 2228-nucleotide messenger RNA. RefSeq names its product protein phosphatase 1 regulatory subunit 16B (gene Ppp1r16b). Gene Ontology annotation, molecular function: protein binding; enzyme inhibitor activity; myosin phosphatase regulator activity. The record is from RefSeq and is a predicted model, not a curated record. Gene Ontology annotation, biological process: establishment of endothelial barrier; regulation of sprouting angiogenesis. NCBI's taxonomy places the organism in Eukaryota, Metazoa, Chordata, Mammalia, Rodentia, Cricetidae. Gene Ontology annotation, cellular component: cytoplasm.